UCCCUUGGCAUCAGUCGCACGACGGUAUUCGUAUUGUAAGGACUGACAAUAACAAAAAGGAAGCUUAAAAGGAGCAUCGAGCACCGGUGGAACAACUUUAUGAUCUUCAAGAAGAUUACAAUAAAAUAACAGAAGAAUAUAGACGCUACAAGUAAUACAGAAUUCUGACAAAACGACUGAAGGAUGCUGGUUGUCUUCUUUAAGUUCACAAUAAAUGAGAAAUUACAUUACAAAUAAUAAACGCUUGUUCGGACCAAUUAAACAAUUAUUAUAUAACAUCGUUGUAUUGAUGUUAGCUUACAGUUAUACAAGUAUAUGAACAUACCUGGUGAUGAUCAUGAUGAUGACGAUGAUGAUGAUCAAUCACACUUUUGCUGCAUGUCGACAAGGAAAUAACCUGGAAGCGAAUCAAUUGCCUUUGACGAUUUUAGUCGACUUUCCAAGAAUGGAACAGAAAAGAACUGCAAACAUAAUGGUUGCAUACACUGUGGCGUACUUCCACGCGUAUAUUCAUAAGCCUUGAAGAGCGGGAGAAAAGUACAAUCAAGCAUCUGACAGUUCUGAUGUUAUCUAUUUACGCGAGGAAAUCCAUACCUACCGAAAAGGUUAGAUCUAGGUAUGGGCAAGACUACGAGGGUAGUCGUCUGCGGGAUGAAAGGCGUCGGUAAGACUGCUUUGUUGGAGCAGCUCGUAUACGGAAACAUCGACGUGAAAACGGAAAUUCAUCCCACAAUUGAAGACAUUUACGUUGCCAACAUUGAGACUGAUCGGGGCACAAAGGAGAAAGUUAGAUUCUACGACACGGCCGGGCUUGAAUCAUUGCAAAGCAAUGUAAAUAAUCAGCAGCUUCCUCGACACUAUCUUGGUUUCGCUGACGGUUAUGUUUUAGUAUACGAUACUGGUAAGCCUGAAUCUCUUGACGUUCUUUUUCCCUUAAAGAAAGAUAUUGAUAAGAAUAAGGAUAAGAAAGAAAUUACUGUGAUUGUGAUUGGUAAUCGGACAAAAACCGAUACCGUAUUGAAUAACUUAGAGAAUACUGCGAGCAAAGCGACUAAUUGGUGUACUAGAGAAAAGAUCAAACAUUAUGAAGUGAAUGUCAUGGAUAGAUCUAGCUUGUUUGAAGCGUUUGUGCAUUUAUCAUCUAAAUUGAAUCCCCCCACUAAUAAAAGUACAUUCCCACAAUUAAGUAUGGGUAGGAAAACUAUCAAGACAGAGGCACAAUAAGGUUUAUUUAAAAUCUUGAUAGAAUUACAUGAAUAAAAAUUUAUACAGAUGCAAUAUAAAGAGCAUCCUGAAUUCUGAAUGUUGCAUUCAGGUCUAAUUUAUUAGAUAAUGGCUAUGCCAUUCUAUCAAUACAGAUGUGCUCUGAGAUCUCAAUAACAAUAUAUACACACAGUAUGUAUUUUUCUGUUAAUUUUGGGCAUAUAUGUGAUAGUAAGCUCAAAACGAGAUAAACGGAUUUGUAACCGUUGGAUACUAUGAAGUAUGUACUUAAAACAUUAACAGCUUUGAUGGUGCAAAGCUGAUAGCAUUUAUUUAACUGAUAAAUUUAAGUUUACAGCAUUUACUUAACUAAUGAGUCUCUCUAAACUUAUGUACUUAAGUUGCUCUAUAGAGCUGAAACUAUGGUUAAACUUAUAUAGAAUUAUACGCAAUUAUUUUAAAAAAUAAUCUUUACUUAUUACAAGUGCAGUUGUGAUUAUAUCAAUAAUCAUUAUUUAUGCGAUAAAAAUGUUAGAAAAAAACAUUGUUAAUAAAUAUGAACGUUAUCGUA
Messenger RNA from Linepithema humile (Argentine ant), 1774 nucleotides. Lineage: Eukaryota; Metazoa; Arthropoda; Insecta; Hymenoptera; Formicidae. The record is from RefSeq and is a predicted model, not a curated record.